UCCGAUUUUUAGAAAGUCGCGCGCAAACUCGAGCGCCUUAUUUUUGCUCGCUACGCCGGCGCCUUCCUUUCCGUGUGCUUUCCCGACUUCUCGAUGGAGUGAAAAUUGAGUGUUCCGUUUUUGGCAGCAAUGAAUCUCCGUCGUGGACAUUAAAAUUUCAUGUGCAGUUGGUGAUUAUAGGGGAAAUAGGGUAGCCGAACGUGGACUCGUCGUGGAUGCAGGAAAACGAAUAACGAGAUGGCAGAUGGAUAAACAUUAAACAGUGAUCAAUCAUAAAGCUUCCACUCAAUAAUCGCUUCAUUUGGUCUAUAUACGUCAAAAGUGACACACAAAAUUUCAAUGAGCGUUGACACACUUUUUUUCAUCGCACGGUUUUUUUUUGUUUUUCUCCUCUCGAUAUAGCCUAAUUCGCUUUUUUCCCCGCUUUGUUUGUCGAAAUUAUAGCCCCGAUGAGUCGACGUCGCUCACGUCAUCAUGUGUCACAUAAGCGCAGUUUGAGGCCAUAGUGAAACUCCCGCGUAAAUGUACACCGAAAACCAGUGGAACGUCGUGAAAUCAUGUACGUGUGUCUGUGCACUGGGAUUUCUAGCAUUGAAAUUAUCAUAAUUCCAGUAGACCGAUCUCGGUGAACGUGUGAUUAUUAGGAAAUGCGUGCGGUGAAGUCAGCCGGUGGCGAAAAAAGGAAGAGUUCACGCGGAAGAAAGGCUCGCACUUAUGAAACUAGAAAGGGUUACGAGACGCUGAGCAAAGGCAAAAAAUCGUGGAGCGUGCGCCUGGGACUGUCGCGGGCCUCGCAGUCGCCGCGCCAAGACAUGGCGCAGCACCGGAGCCCGUACCACCCGGGGGCCGGUGGCGGCGCCGGUUGGGGAACUGUCAGCGGCGGCAGCGUCCUCGCACAGCAGAUGAUCUACGGCGAGCCAUGGCUCUAUGGAACAGUACGCUCGCGGGCCGCACCUGGAGGACACAUGCCCCAGCUGGCCCACCAUCACGGAGCGCCGGUGCUGCUCGUCUGCUCGUGUCCGGACUUCUUGAGCGGAACCGCCAGAGACCUAGGGAGCAACUGCAGGAAGUGCGGCGGACACAGACUAGCAGGACUGGCAAUUGGUGGCACUUGCAGGAUGCCUACGACGACCGUCAGGGCUAGGCCCAGUUUAGCAGGUAUGCUCAAGCCGACAGUCGACGACCCGUACGAUCUGAUGCGCCGCAACCGACUGAUAGAGCCACGUUCGCGAGCGCGCAGCAUCUCGCCGCAGCGCCAGGCGAAUCAGCGAGACGUGCGAAGUCAGAGCGUCGUCAGAUGCAACCCCAAGGAUCGAAGCGCUUCCAGCGGAGCCGCUGUCAAGGUGGCCACCGUCGAGCCCAUGUCCAGGACUGAGUGGUUCGACUGCACCGAGGUGUCCAGUCCAAGUUCUGGACCUGGACCCGGAAGCGAUCGGCUGCUGGAUGAUAAUUCUAAUCAGUCGACCGACCCGAAGGACAGCGACUGGACUACGAAUAAGUCCUCCGCCUCCCAGGAUCUGGUCCCGCUCCGUUCCCAGCCCGGUCGGAUAGUCCGGGUACCGAAUCACAACGUCAAGUCCAGGAGAUGGCAGCCCUCGUCCUCCAGCUCGUCGUCGCUGCCGCAGUCAAAGCAGCAGCAGCAGCCGGACGAAGAGACCAGUAGCACGACGACCACGACUAGCGGCGACUCGCGUAAGAGCAUCCUCGAGUGCGACGUGAACCCGUACCUCCUCCUCAAGAAUCAGCAGCAGCGCAAGCAGGACGAGGACGACCUGUCGGACGAUCUCUCGGACAACGCUCUAGAGCACGAGCUGCACCACUCGUCGAGCUCCAGCCACAGGUCCACCAACAACCUCUUCGACCCAUCCAAGGUCAAGUCGAUCGAGAGGAUACCGAACCGCAGUUCCGUCGCGGCAAUCGGCGGCCAGCGGAUCCGCGUGUUCAACGAGCCUCGCGAGCCCAGCGACGAGGAGGACGGACAGUCCACGCUCCAGCCGAGUCUCACUAGGAUACCCAUCCCAAAGAUAUCGCCCAAGCGGCCGCCCAGACGCCUCAAGGAGGCCAAGAACGCGCUCAAGAGCAUUCUCAAGAGGACCGACAAGCUGCCGCUCUUUGCUGGCGAACCCAAGCGCAAGUCCGUCCUCUUCAACGUGGACAACGUCAUCCUGGCUCCCGAGAAGCCCACCGACAUCUGCCUGAGCCCGCAGAGGAAGACGAGCAAGACGGCAAUGUCUCCGACGCCAAUCGACGCGAAAGCGGUUUCCGAACUCGAUGCUAUCGUGAACGAGGCGCCGAUCGUACCAGAGGAGCUGCAGGUCGAGAGGCCGCGGUUCAUCACGAUACCAAACAUCAAGAGCUUCAAGCAGCCGACCGGCAACAACACUUGCCAGCAGCCAGCUGUGACGCCGUGGCAGGACAGGCCGAACACACGAGAGCUACCGGAAGCCAAAAUCGUGCCGCGGGUCAAGAGUAUGCCGCCGAUCGAGAAGAUCAAAAUAGACAAGUUCGUGCCGUCAAAGAAGCAGCAGCUCCAAGACCAGCACCACCAGCAGAAUCGGCUCAAUCAGGACCUUAACGCUCUGAAUGCGCAGCAGCAGCAGCCGAUGAGUGCGGAGGACAACGAGAUCAAAGAGAAGAGGAUCGUUGACGAAGAGAAGAGUGUCGAGGAGUCGGAGAAGAGCAAAGUCGUUCAGGCGCCGACGAGUGUCGCUCCCGCUGUUGACAUCGAAACGGAAGUCGAGGCUGAGAGGAUGGAAGCGAAGGAGGAGACGGCGGACGUCAAACCCAUCGCCGUGGACGAAAAGGAUAUGAUUGAGAAGUGCGAAGGCGUUAGUGUCCCAAAGAUAUCGACAACAGGCACAACGUGUCUGACGCGGAGUCAGAGCGAACGAUCAACUGCAAGGCCGGAAAUGUCGGCGGCGGACGUCAACUUCGUCGACACGAUGAGGCUGAGCCUCUGCCGAAGAUCUAAGGAUGAAGACGUGGCCGCGAUAAAUGCAGCUGGGCCCGAACAGGGUAGACGCAAGAUGAGCUUUGAGGAGGCAAGGGGAAGGGUGGCUCUGAAGAUGAUCGAGUCAAGCCUAAUGGGCGCACGUAUCGAGGAGGAGAGCGAGAGCAAGGAAGUGAGGGACGAUCAGGGGAGCGAAAAGAAGAGUAUAAUUAAUGAGACGUCAGCGGCCGUGAUCAGGCAGCCGAGCACCGAAGAGGAGCAGUUCAGGAGGACGCGACCGACCAGCUGGUCUCCGCCACCUGUCGAGGCAAAAAGCAGUCCACAGCAGCAGCAGCAGCAACAGAACAACGUCUUCAAGAUAACCGUGACCCCAAGAUCGGCGCCGGCGUCUAUCAUGGUUCACAGACUUCAGGUCGGUUCGAGCACGCCAUUAAAGGGAUCGCGGGGAACGUCGAUCAUCAUCAACAGCGAUCAGCAGUCUCCCAGAAGCACCACCGAAAGCACUUCAGACUCGGACAACAAAGUGACCAUAAGCGUGGGCGGCGAGAACACCAUCUGUAACCCAACGGUCAUUUCGGUGAACAGCAACAUGCUCGACAGUCCUCCGAUCCUCAACCAAACCUCUGGAGAUGAGAAACGAACUCUCGUGAUCCUCGACAACUACCGUUCCAACAUAGUCAUCGGUGGCGAACGACAAGAUGUGCCAAAGCCGCAACACCUGUCACCAGUGGUAUUGCAGCAGGACGUGAACGCGAACGAAACGUUGAAAUCCCAAAGCAAGCCAAUAGAGAUCAGGCCGAGGCCGAAGUUCAAGGAGACCGACGAGUCGCCCGAUAGUUCUCCAAACUGGAAGCAGAUCGUCGACGCGCCCAAGUCCUCGGAUAUCUCGAAGGAGGAAAUGAUAUCGAAGCUGCUGGAGGACUCUCUUCGAAAGGCUCGCGAGAACGGCGAGAUUCUCGACGAGAGCAGUGGCGAAGCCAUACUCAAGAUUCUCAAGCAAAGCCUACUCAAGAGCUCUGAGCCCGAGCCGGGAUACUUCAGGCCGUCUUGCAGUCUGAACUCAAGCGCGCUGGACGGUGAACUCAUUGCCACGAACAUGUUCCUCGAGGAGAAUGCGUACGAGGUGAUCAAGGAGCCGAUCUACGAAGAGAUCCCGGACGAGCCGCCGCCGCUGCCACUGAGUCCGCCGCCAACAGAGGACUACUUGAAGGGCAGGAUAUUCUUCGGGGACGAAUACAGAGACUUGAACAGCAGCAUAGUCACACCACUGGACGGAUACUACAAGCCUUUGACCGCCCACUCCAACCAGUACCUCGAAUACUCAUAUCUCUCGAAAAGCCCCGACGAGCAGCUGUUCAAGAAGAGCUCGACCUCUUCCAUCGCCGAUCACAAGGACAACCUGUCCAGCAAGUUCGAGCUUCUGAACUUCAUCAUGGACUCGAAGGAGCGCACCCGUGUCGGUAACGUCGCCCUGGACCAAGAGGAGGAAGUCGACGAGGUGGAAGAGGAGGAGGAGGAGGAGGAAGAUGAAGAGGAGGACCCGGAACGUGACCUCGAGGCCCUCUACGAACAGAAGGAGACGAGCCUGGGAGAUCUGAGCUCCAAGAGCUCGCAGAUAUCGAACGUGUCCGACAGUAGCGAGGAGUGCAACAUCAUCCUCGCUAACUCGCCGGAAGCUCUAAAGACCCGCACGGUGGACAUCGAGCGUACGGACAGCGGCGUAGGCUCGGAGAGCAGUCAGGCGAGCAGCGGCCGAGGCGGCGGGAUCAGCAGGCGCUGGCGCGCCGGAAACGCCGCGAGCACCGGCAGCGGCGUCGCCCACGGUGCUGUCGGCGCCGGUGUCAAAGGCUCCGCCGGCAACGGUGCUAUAACGUCGCCCGGCGCCGCCUGCGCUCCCCACAAGCCCAGCGACAUCAAGCACUGCGAGGACUGCGAGCAGUGCAUCGAGCUGCCUCUCAUAAUCGACAGUGGCUGCUUGGUGUACUCGCCGCUGGUGUGUCGGAAGUGCGGCAAAAAACGCUCCGAGCGCAAGGAGAUCAUCACGGAAAUAGUCGAGACGGAGCAAAAGUACGGCCGCGAUCUGCAGAUCAUCCUCGACGAGUUUCAUCGGCCGAUGCUCAGGGCUGGCUUACUCACCCAGGAACAGCUCUCCGCGAUCUUCCUCAACGUAGAGGAGCUGCUCGAGCACAAUCAGAUACUCGCCGAGAAACUCAAGGAUGCAGUUGACAUCGCUCAGGAAUCUGGUGAUGAGGAUCUGGUAACGGUUGAUCUGGGAAAGAUCUUCCUCGAGGCGGAGAGAAUGCUGCACGCUUUCGAAAGCUACUGUACUCGGCAGGGAGGCGCGAGUCUUCUACUGCAGAAUCUCGAAAAGGAAAAGGAACUGCUGAGGAUAUUCCUCAAAGUCUCGCAGAUGGAGAACACCGUUCUGCGUAGAAUGAAUCUUAAUUCUUUUCUGAUGGUUCCGGUACAGAGGGUCACGAAGUAUCCGCUUCUUCUGGCGCGUCUCUUAAAAGCGACGCCCUCGGGAAGGCCGGAGAUGCAAGAACUGAAGAAAAGACUCAAACAAGCGCAGACGAAUAUAGAGCUGCAUUUGGAGCAUAUGAACGCUGAGGCCAAAGAUAUCACGUCGACGAAACUCUGGCGGCGAAUUUCGAUUAUACAGAAUGGUAGAAGAUCGACCGGCGAGCAAGAUAUGGUUAACAUUAAGUUACGAAAGAUGGCUGUGGAAGUACUCGAGUGGGCACACGAGGAUUCGAGGUUCGUGUUGGAGGGUCGACUUUUGGUCGCCCAACCGACCGACAACAAUUGGAGACGAGGAAGAACCGUCAAACUCGCUCCCGUUACUGCGAUGCUGGUCACCAACGGCAAGCCGAACAAAGAAUUCCUUGAUUUCUCCGACGACUCUCUCUUUCCGAGGCAAAUAGGCAUCAAAGAUGCCACUCUACUUCUUGUCAAGGAAAAAUUGGGACGGUACUCGUUAUUAAGAGAACCACUCUAUCUCGAUAAGUGUAUCGUGUGCUGUGAGACGGACCUCGAGGAUUACUUUGAGAUUCAAGAGUUGUCCUCCAAGGAGACGUUCAUCUUUAAGGCUGAAGACGGCGCCAGGACGAAACGCUGGUGUCGAACCCUGCAGGCCCACGCGCAGUCAUUGGGAGCCUGGCGACGGCGUCGCGGCGCCCUGCCCAACAUCAUGAUUUGCGGAGUGGCGCGGAACUGAGUGAUUCUCCGGACAAGUGCUGAUCCAAGAGAGAGAGAGAGAGAGAGAGAGAGAGAGAGAGAAAGAGAGAGAGAGAGAGAGAGAAAGAGAGAGAGAGAGAAAACUAUAGUGCGUCGCAGAAACGGGAGUUUCCUACGUAACUGUAUAUCGAGAUAAUGUAACGAGAGACAAACGAUUUAUACUUACGACGAACGCGAAAUUGUAUGUCGUGUCGCAAGUGAUUCCUAACUUUAAACAAUGCGUUUUACGAUGAAAUUAGUGAGACGCGAAUAAUAUGCUUUGUUUUUUUUUGUUUGUUCACAUAAAGUGCAUAAUGAAUUAUUGCUAUACUGUUUUUGCGCAAUCAGUCGUAUGCAUUAUAAUUAUAUACAUAGAAUGUUACAUAUAAUAAGUACUUCCCCUUUCCGUUCUCUACUCCUAAGUAACACUAAUAUUCCUUUCGUUUAGAUUAACCAAUAUUUGAAUGUGAAUUUCUUGUAUUUUUCUCGAGACACGAUCAGUAGCUGUGAUAUCGACCCGGUGUAUUGGGAUAUAUUAUGUAUACAUAAAUGAUAAUAUAUUAUAUGAUAUAAAUUUUAACUUUUUCUCGCUGAAGUAGUUAUGCGCAUUUCCUUUACAUUUUCUUUCUUUUUAAUGAUUUUAAACGUCAAACGCUGACAUUGUAUGAAAUGUAAAAUGUGCAACGAUUUAUUGUACAUUAUAAUAUAGUUACAGCCAUUUGUAUAUACCUUUUAUGCACGUGUAAAAACCUCUAUCAAGACAUUAUAUAAUACAUGCGGCAUACAAGAUUAAGAUUAGAGAAAAAUAGUAUAUUGUGCAACUAGGUGGGGGGGGGGGAAGGGCGAUUUCUAACGAGGGUGAGAUUUGAGUACGAGUUGGAGUCGAGGGCACCGAAAGCGCCCGAGACGGAGACGAGUGCUCAAAUUUCACCCGAGGUAGAAAUGGCCCUCCCCCCCUUGUUGCACACUGUACUUUUUUUGACAAGUGCCUGUAAAGACCCGUGUUCAUGCAUAUAGAAUGAAUGGUAAGUUGCGCAUUUUGAGUCGUAAACCACUCUCUUUCAAAAAAUAUCAAAAUUUUUCAAAAAUUUUCAAAAAUUUGAUUAUUUUUGAGUGUUUAUGAGUAGCGGGAGGGAAUAGCCAUUCUCUCCCGCUGCAACGGGAGGGAAUGAUUCCCUCCCGCACGCUCGAAAUGAGCAGCUUGCCAUUCACUUUAGAGGCAUGGAAACGGGCCUUUUUCAUGCACGUGUUAAGAAAAAUUAAUUUUUAUAUUAUUAAUAAACACCGAGAAAAGCUUCUUGAUUUGAUGUAUAAUGUAUAAAAGAAAACUAUUAUAACUAAUGCGCGUUAAGUGCAACGACAAAUAUUACUUACAAAUGAUGUAUAAUAAUAAAAUGUAUAAUAUUUAA
Molecule: messenger RNA, 7575 nt
Organism: Nasonia vitripennis (jewel wasp)
Lineage: Eukaryota; Metazoa; Arthropoda; Insecta; Hymenoptera; Pteromalidae
Gene: RhoGEF64C
Exons: 18
Coding region: 648-6167 (1839 amino acids)
Biological process (GO): positive regulation of Rho protein signal transduction
Molecular function (GO): guanyl-nucleotide exchange factor activity
Source: RefSeq, a predicted model, not a curated record